Synchiropus splendidus (mandarinfish) is the source of this 2110-nucleotide messenger RNA. It is a transcript of the gene spast, whose product is annotated as spastin. The record is from RefSeq and is a predicted model, not a curated record. The transcript has 16 exons. Gene Ontology annotation, molecular function: ATP binding; ATP hydrolysis activity. Gene Ontology annotation, cellular component: microtubule cytoskeleton. The coding region runs from base 419 to 1825 and encodes 468 amino acids. NCBI's taxonomy places the organism in Eukaryota, Metazoa, Chordata, Actinopteri, Syngnathiformes, Callionymidae.
CAAACGAUUGGUUGGUAUUUAAAUAGGCGUGGUCUCUGCCAGAACGCUGAAUUCCGUGGUUGUGAAGGAAUUUAAACGUAAAGAUUUUCGGUUGUCGAUUGUUGUUGAUUUGGAUCGAUUGUCUUCCGGCAGCCCUAAUACAAAUACCAAAGCAUGUUUUUAUUUAUCAAUUAUCACACCGCUAUAAAUUCCAAUAGCCUUUUUAAUACAGCCUCUAUUGACGGAAUAAAUGAGAUCACAUUGGGUUGCCUUUAUUUCUCCCACGAUGGGGAAAUUGUGAUUGUUACAGCAGCAUAGGAUCAUCGAAGACGUCACAGACGAAGAUGAAACAUAAAAGGCAUAAUCAAAGCGUCUACGCUGAAGAGACAAAGGCACCAAAAAUAAAAUAAAAACGACUGAAUGAGUAGAACUAUCCAAAAUGCAGAGCAGAGGAGACAACAGCGAAGUCAUCAAAAACUACCACAAGAAGGCGUUCGAGUAUAUUUCCAAGGCCAUCGGGAUCGACGAGAACGAUGCAGGCGACAAAGAGGAGGCUGUGCGCUGGUACAAGAAAGGCAUCGCCGAGCUGGAAAUGGGGAUCGCGGUCGAGAUCACGGGGCCAGAUGAGCAAUAUCAGCGGGCGAAGAGACUCCAGGAUAAAAUGAUCGCCAAUCUCACGAUGGCGAGAGAAAGGAAAGCUCUUCUAGAGGCGACGCUGAGGUCCACGUCCAUGGCCAGACCUCCCACUCCAAGGACCUCAAACCCAGUGCCCACCCAAUCAAAGACUGUUCCCCGGGUCCAGCCUGCACUACGAGGCGUUCCCGGUAACGCCAGACCGUCGACGUCCACCAGACCGCCAUCGAGGUGCACGGAACUGAGGGUGACUCCAGCGAUCGGAAAGAACCAGAACGGCAAGCCUCAGAAGAGAGAACUUAAAAACUUCAAGAAUGUAGACAGCAAACUUGCUCACUUGAUUCUGAAUGAAAUUGUUGACACUGGCGUCUCGGUGACAUUUAAAGAUAUCGCCGGACAAGAGCUCGCCAAACAAGCACUCCAGGAGAUCGUCAUCCUACCAGCCAUCAGACCUGAGCUCUUCACCGGCUUGAGAGCACCCGCUCGUGGUCUACUCUUAUUUGGGCCGCCUGGAAAUGGGAAGACAAUGCUUGCAAAAGCCGUGGCAGCUGAAUCCAAAGCCACAUUCUUCAACAUCAGUGCUGCUAGUUUAACAUCUAAAUAUGUGGGAGAGAGUGAAAAGCUGGUGCGGGCGUUGUUCGCAGCAGCCAGAGAACUGCAGCCCUCCGUCAUCUUCAUCGAUGAAGUCGACAGCCUGCUGUGUGAAAGGAGGCAGGGGGAGCAGGAGUUCUCACGCCGAUUGAAAACAGAGUUCCUGAUCGAGUUUGACGGGGUUCAGUCUGGAGGAGAUGACAAGGUGCUGGUGAUGGGUGCGACCAACCGACCUCAGGAGCUGGAUGAAGCAGCUCUGCGGCGAUUUGCUAAGCGUGUUUACGUCACCCUUCCUGAUCUUAAGACACGAGCCAUGUUGCUGGAGUCUCUUCUGGCAAAGCAAGGGAGCCCGCUGAACAGAAAUGAGCUGGCCGAGCUCGCAAAAGACACGGCUGGUUACUCUGGGAGCGACCUGACUUCACUAGCCAAAGAUGCUGCCCUGGGGCCGAUCAGAGAGCUGGGUCCUGACCAAGUCCGCAGUAUGGCUGCGAGUCAGAUCCGCAACAUUAAGAUGAAAGACUUCAAGGACUCCCUGAAGCGAAUCAAAUCCAGCGUGAGCCCGUCCACUCUGGAGGUUUACAACAAAUGGAAUACAGACUUCGGCGACACUACAGCUUGUUGAUUUGUCACUGCUAGAGAAAAGAAUCAGCUGAAACAGUUUGAACUUAUUCCCUGUUUUGUGGGAAAUCUCUAUGAAUGCCAGGCUCUGGGUUUGUUUUGAGAAUGUGACCGAUCUUUAGCCUCUAGAGGGCAGUAAAGGCUUUUUCUUUUUAAACUUUCACUGCAUCACUGUCGAUACCAUGUCGCAUUUCGUCUCCAUAACUCUAAAGAUAAGCCUAAUGAAUCUGGUAACAAUCACCCAUCAACACUGUUUUCAUUUGCUUUAAUAAAUAAGACGUGUUAUUGA